UUUUUUUAGUAUAAGAGAAAAAGAAUCCUUAGAAAAAGGAGAGUGGGAUAAAAAUAAAGCUCAGAGCAAGGGCAAAAAAAAUAAGAAACUAUCUAAUAAUAACCAGAAAGAGGAAAAUUAUAGCAUAGUGCAAGAAGUGAAGAAGAAGAAGAAGUAAGUGCCCAACUGAGGAAAGGUCGUUAUUGAAGCUGCCUUUUAGCUUAUUUUUAGUUUACAAGUCCCUCUCUUUGAAGGUCAAAAAACCUUUUUUUUCUUUUUUCACAAGAAAAAAAAAAGUUAAUGUGGCAGACUGUAGAAGAAGUAUUAGUAUAGUAUCAGUAAGAAGCUCAGAAGCAGCAGCAAGAAGAAGAAGAGAGAAAGAAGACUCAGUAGCUGUUCUGCCAACUGUUUCACCAGUCAGUAAUUAGAGCAAUAUAGACCUAAAGUCCAAUUUUUCUAUAGAUCUUCUUCUGAAAAAGAAUUUCAGACAAGACCCCACUUCUUUGCUUCUCUCAUUAAAACAGACAGACAGAAAAUUGCUCUGAAAAUAACAAUUUCUUCAAGAUUUGUUCUUCUUCUUCUUGUUGGUAAAGAAGAGAAACAUAUUGCAAUAUUUAGUGGAAGAAAUCUGUUAAAAGUUGUCUGCAGCUGUGGCUACUGCUAGGAGACUGUUGCAGGCUUCAGAUUCUGGAGCUUUUGCAGACUGGGUAGCUAAUUCUUCUAAUACAUCAGCUGCUGCUGCUAUUGGGGACCUCUCAUUAGGUUUCAACGCUGGUACCACCAUCGGCGGUGGUGGUGGAAAUGGAACUACUCCCGGUGGAGGAGAAGGAGGCCAUAUGUGGUCUGCAUCGUCGUCUCGACAGAUGCAGAUCAACUAUGGCCUCCAACCAGAAAUGGGUAUGUUUGUUGUACAUCCAGCAUCCUUCCAACACCAUCACCAACAACAAGAAAAUACCAUCAAUUUUGACCCACAUCAUCAUCAUCAUCAUCAGUCAAUGAAUGGUAAUAAUUCCAAUCUCUCUAAUACAUGUACCACCAACACUUCUCUUGGCGUUGGUGUUGGUGUUAUCCCACUCCUCACAGCCACCCCUUUAACAAACAUGGUUAGCUUUGAUGAUCAAGAUUUGGUUAGUAGAAAUAGUAGAGGAGGAAAUGAUGGGUUUCAAUUCUUUUCAAAUCAAAAUUCUACUAGUAAUUAUACGAAAAAUAGUACUAGUAACAAUAUUGUUGGUGGUGGUGGUGGAGGUUCAGUUUCAUCAACUACUUGUCAAGAUUGUGGAAACCAAGCAAAGAAAGAUUGUACACAUAGGAGAUGUAGAACUUGUUGUAAGAGUAGAGGUUAUGAUUGUAGCACUCAUGUAAAAAGCACUUGGGUACCAGCUUCAAGAAGGCGUGAGAGACAACUAAUGGGUGCAACAACAACAACAACAAAUGUUAAUGUUGUAGCUGCUGGAUCUUCUUCUCAAUCUACUUCAAGUGCUAAGAAACCUAGACUUGUCAAUUCUCACACUACUACAACAGCUUCACAUACUUCUACUUCAAAUAAUACUCCUCCAAGAAGUUUUGACACUAGCUCUAGUCAUCAAGAUGCAAGUUUUAAAGGGUCAUUGCCAGGACAAGUGAGGGCACCAGCUGUAUUCAAGUGUGUAAGAGUGACUUCAGUAGAUGAAGGAGAAGAUGAAUAUGCAUAUCAAGCUGUUGUGAGAAUUGGUGGACAUGUUUUCAAAGGUUUCCUUUAUGAUCAAGGUCUUGAUGAACCAAAAUAUAAUAAUAAUAAUAAUAAUAAUAAUAAUAAUAAUAAUAAUUUCCCAAAUUUAUCUGACUUGCAUUUGGGUGGUGCUGCUAAUGAACAUAAUUCUCAUCUUUAUGCUGCUUCUACUGGUGGAGGAGGGUUACUUGGAGGAUCUAAUUAUGGUAACCAAAUUAAUUGAUUAUUAUUAUUAUUAUUAUUAUAUUCAUUCCUCUUUAAUUUAGUUGAGGAAAUGAUCAUCAUGAGUACUAUUUGUAACUUAAUCUUUAAUUUCUUUCUUCCAUCAAAUUAUAAAAAUGACAUUAGAUAUAUUUUCUUACAUGUA
Solanum dulcamara is the source of this 2054-nucleotide messenger RNA. RefSeq names its product protein LATERAL ROOT PRIMORDIUM 1-like. NCBI's taxonomy places the organism in Eukaryota, Viridiplantae, Streptophyta, Magnoliopsida, Solanales, Solanaceae. Gene Ontology annotation, molecular function: DNA binding; DNA-binding transcription factor activity. The coding region runs from base 816 to 1910 and encodes 364 amino acids. Gene Ontology annotation, cellular component: nucleus. The record is from RefSeq and is a predicted model, not a curated record. The transcript has 2 exons. Gene Ontology annotation, biological process: positive regulation of DNA-templated transcription.